Messenger RNA from Hibiscus syriacus, 966 nucleotides. Its product is annotated as T-complex protein 1 subunit theta-like. The coding region runs from base 19 to 966 and encodes 315 amino acids. Gene Ontology annotation, biological process: protein folding. Gene Ontology annotation, molecular function: ATP binding; ATP-dependent protein folding chaperone; ATP hydrolysis activity. The record is from RefSeq and is a predicted model, not a curated record. Gene Ontology annotation, cellular component: chaperonin-containing T-complex. Lineage: Eukaryota; Viridiplantae; Streptophyta; Magnoliopsida; Malvales; Malvaceae. The transcript is spliced from 3 exons.
UUAUACUGUUCUUUAGGUAUGAAUAAGAUGGGUAUUAAUCAUUUAGACAAGCUCUUUGUUACCAAUGAUGCCGCUACUAUUGUCAAUGAGCUUGAGGUUCAGCAUCCGGCGGGCAAGAUUUUAGUUUUAGCGGGUAAGGCUCGGCAAGAGGAAAUUGGCGAUGGGGCUAAUUUGACAGUUUCGUUUGCCGGAGGGCUUCUCCAAAAUGCCGAGGAGCUUAUUCGGACUGGCUUGCAUCCGAGUGAGAUAAUCAGUGGAUAUACUAAAGCAAUUACCAAGGCAGCUGAGGUCUUGAAGGAACUUAUGGAGAAAGGUUCCGAAAAUAUGGAUGUUCGGGACAAAGAGCAAGUUGUUACUCGAAUGAAAGCUGCUGUUGCUAGCAAACAAUAUGGACAGGAAGAUAUAUUAUCUUCCCUUAUAGCCGAUGCAUGCAUCCAAGUCUGUCCCAAGAACCCUGCUAACUUUGAUGUUGAUAAUGUCCGUGUCAUAAAGCUUGUUGGAGGAGGUUUGCAUAAUUGUCUGGUAAUUCGGGGAAUGGUUUUAAAAGGUGAUGCUGUGGGAAGUGUAAAACCUUUUUGGUCAGGCAAUGUGCAGGGACAUUUGUAUAGUACCUGGGGCUGCAGCUACCGAAAUCGAGUUGGCAAGAAGACUGAAGGAGUUCUCGUUCAAGGAAACAGGGUAAUCUAUUUUUUUAACCCGUCUGCUCUUGCCUGUUGCAAAGUGCCAUUCUUCAUGCAAUAUUUCAUCUUUGACCUGCAUGGUAUGGUGUGCAUGAAUGACAUGAAAAUAUUUGUGGCUUCAUGGCAUUCUUCCUCUGAACCGCUGUCUUCAGACAUGGUGCUGACAAUGUGUCAUUUAAAGCAGCUUCUGCAUUGUUUUAACUUGUUUAUAUCUUGCAUUUUUCACGUGCAUUUUGAUAGCUCUGCCGGAAAUCUCCUUCGAGUUUUGAAAUUUAUUGUAGAUUGA